This is a messenger RNA of Drosophila novamexicana, 2240 nucleotides long. It is a transcript of the gene Cyp12e1, whose product is annotated as probable cytochrome P450 12e1, mitochondrial. Lineage: Eukaryota; Metazoa; Arthropoda; Insecta; Diptera; Drosophilidae. Bases 1 to 1590 code for a protein of 529 amino acids. The record is from RefSeq and is a predicted model, not a curated record. Gene Ontology annotation, molecular function: oxidoreductase activity, acting on paired donors, with incorporation or reduction of molecular oxygen; iron ion binding; heme binding. The transcript is spliced from 6 exons.
AUGUUGUCGAGACAGUUGUGUGGGCCCCAAAAUCUAUGUGUUCGCUUUCUUCAAGCUGAGAGGUCGUUUGCUACAAAGCAAGGCACAGCAGCUGCUGUAGAUGCCACGCCUUUGGACCAAGCCAAGCCCUUCUCGGAGCUACCCGGUCCCAAUAAAUUCAACUUGAUUUGUUCUUUUUUGCCAGGCGGUCGCUAUAGGAAUGUUCCGGUGCAUGAUAUGUUUUUGGAUAUGAAGAAACGCUAUGGAGACAUUUUUCGCAUGCCAGGUCUUGCUGGAUCUGAUCUUGUCGUUACAAUGAACCCUGUUGAUUAUGAGACGGUCUUCCGCAACGAAGGACAGUUUCCCUAUCGGCUUGGUUUCGAAACAUUUGAGUAUUUCAAGAAGGUUCACAGACCCGAUUUAUUUGAGGGUGUCGAUGGUCUUACUUCAGGCAACGGACCUGCUUGGGGCAAGAUGAGAACAGCUGUAAAUCCGAUUCUGUUGCAGCCGCGCAAUGCCAAGUUAUAUAUAAACAAUCUGCUGAGGGUCAAUGAUGAGUUUCUGGCGCGCAUACGAGCGAUUAAAAAUCCAGAAACUCAAGAGAUGCCUGCUGACUUUGGCGAAGAUAUUCGCCGUUUAAUCCUAGAGUCCAUUGCUUCCGUGGCGCUUAACACGCGCCUCGGAUUGUUGAGUGAGAACCGGGAGAGUGAGGAGGCGAAACAAUUGAUCAAUGCAUUGGAAAACAUUGUUGAUCUGAGCUUUCAGCUUAACUUGAUGCCACCGAUUUGGAAGUAUCUACCAAUGCCCAAGUUUAAGAAGCUCAUAGGUUCCCUCGAUACUAUCGCAGAUAUUUGUUAUAGCCAUAUACAAGAGGCGCUGCAGCGCAUCGAAGAGGAUGCCAGGGCUGGACGUUUUAGCACUGAGCCAGGUCAAGAAACAAGUAUAUUGGAGAAGCUGGCACGUUUUGAUCGCAAGACAGCGGUGAUUAUUGCCAUGGAUCUGUUCUUUGCCGGCGUGGAUCCAACCCUUGUCAGUCUGACCGGCAUUCUCCUUUGCCUGGCCAAAAAUCCUGCACAACAGGCCCGUUUACUGGACGAGAUAAAGGGUGUGCUGCCCGAUAAAAACUCAUCAUUGACCAUGGACAAUAUGUCACAUUUGCCCUAUCUGCGUGCCUGCAUCAAGGAGGGCAUCCGUAUGUAUCCUAUUGGCCCCGGUACUUUGCGCCGCAUGCCCUGCGAUGUGGUCUUGAGUGGCUAUCGUGUGGUAGCCGGUACGGAUGUAGCCAAUGCUGCCAACUACCAGGUGGCCAACAUGGAGCAGUUUGUGCCGCGAGUGCGCGAUUUCCUACCCGAGCGCUGGCUACGUGAUGAGGCCCACUCGAACCUUGUGGGUGAUACGGCCACACCCUUCAUGUAUCUACCCUUUGGUUUUGGACCGCGCGCCUGCGCUGGCAAGCGCAUUGUCGACAUGAUUCUGGAGAUUGCCGUUGCCAGGCUGGUGCGGAAUUUCGAAGUCGGCUUCGAUUAUCCGAUUGAGAACGCAUUCAAGACAGAGUUCUUUGUGAAACCAAACAUACCCUUCAAGUUCAAGUUUGUGGAGCGUUCUGUGUAAUUUCUAUAAGUAUAUAAGUCCAUGGUAAUGAAACCUUCGAGAUAUAGCGGAGGAACGCAGCUCCUUCAAAACGAGUAAACGACUUUCGAGGGUUCUGGGCGGCCGCAUGUGUUCUUGCUCAAGUAUCCUCUUCAGCUAAGCAUUACAGCAACAACAGCAGCUACUUGACUCAAUUGAGAUUGGUCGCUGUCCCACAGCAUACCCACAGCUACUGUGGGUGUGUGAAGUGCACUUGUCUGUGCCCGCAAAGGAACAAAUACUUGACUGCUUCGAAUGUGUCUAUGACGUAGCGAAUCAUGGGCUCUGCUGCUUGAGUAGCAUCUGUAAUAACCAGCUAAACUGUAGUUAAGAAUCAAAUGCCUCAUAGAAGUGCGACCCUCUCCAUUCUUUAGCGAGUAGGAUCUAUGUGUUCAGGCACAUUGUCAUAAUAAAGUUAUAUCUUUGAGAACACUCAAAUUGAGAUUGAAUGAGGCAACUAUUAAGCUGGGAUUCAUCUAUCCUGUUUAAAAAUGCACACUAUCAGAAUGUAUUUUCUACCAGUUAAUGUUGUAAAUAAGUAUUACUAAGUAGAACGUUCAUAUUCAGGGAUGACUCAACCAAAUUCCAACUCAAUUCCAGUUCCAGACAUUUGAUCAAAAAGUGUCAAGAGG